Condylostylus longicornis is the source of this 2772-nucleotide messenger RNA. RefSeq lists its product as uncharacterized. The record is from RefSeq and is a predicted model, not a curated record. Gene Ontology annotation, molecular function: growth factor activity. The coding region runs from base 733 to 2772 and encodes 679 amino acids. NCBI's taxonomy places the organism in Eukaryota, Metazoa, Arthropoda, Insecta, Diptera, Dolichopodidae. The transcript has 4 exons.
AUUUUUUUUUCUAAAUUAAUGAAAAAAUUUUCAAAAUAAAUGAAUUGCAUAAGAAAAAAAAAUCGGGUUUUAUAUCGGCAAAAAUUUCGUUAAUUAAAGAAAAGAUUAAUGAUUAUUUAUGCAUAUUGCAUUCAAAUGAGUAUACACGCACGCACACAUCACAUAAAAUCAACCAACUAUACCAUACCUCAUAUGCAUAAAAUAUUAAUUGAUUAUGAUUAAUUAAUAAAAAAAAAAAAAACAAAAAAUUUAAAUAAAUGAUUUGAUAUGAGUCGAAAGUGAAUUUUAACAAACGAUAAAGUGACUUGAAAAGAGAACACCAACCCAAAACAAAAAAAAAAAAAAAAAGAAACAUACGUGCCACGUGAAUUUUCUUUUUUGGUUGCCUUUUUUACUUCUCGUAUAAGUCAAAAUGAAUUACCAAACUCAUUUACUUAAUAAGGGAUUAAUAGAUGUUAAAAUUUGUGAUUAAUAAUGUAAAUUAAAUGUUCAUCACUUAUCACCUUCAUUUCACAGUAUAUAAAGAAGCAAAAACGACAUCAUUUAAAUUUAAACAGUUUCGUCGUUUUUUUUUUUUCAAAAAAAAAAACUCGAUAAAUCAUUCCCAAUCCAAAAAAGGAAAAGGGCAAGUUAAAAAAAAAAUAUCACGAAGAGAUAAAAAAAAAAUUAUAAAACAACGAUAUUCGAAAUGCUUUCAACAUUGCAAUAAAAAUGAUGUGAAUUGCCGUUUGAAUGAAGCUAUUAAGCCUAUUUUGUUUUAUUACUAUUGUGAUUUCCAAUGCGUGUUGCUCAGGAGGUGAAGAUUAUGUAAUAAUAGCAUAUUGCGCUUACAAUAAAGCAAUUCAUAUUGACCAACACGGAAGAGUGAAUGCUACACUCAAACCAAUGAUACAGAACAUUACAAUGGCCUCCAGCUUCGAUCCAAUAAAAUUAGGACAAUUUAAUUUAACACUAUAUUCAAAGGAAUCGCAAAGAUAUUUAUGUUUUAAUAAAAAAUGGAAACUAGUGGGAAUGAAAUUCGAAACUGAUAGAUGUCAUUUUACUGAAGAAUAUGAAGGUGGCUAUUCAGUUUUUCGAUCAGCUGUUGAUCGCGAUUAUACAAUAGGAUUCUUCCGUGGCCAUAAAGAUAAACCAAGUCGUCCUAUACCAGGGCAUUUAAAUGGUGACAGACAUUUAAAAAAUCAAAUUGGAACUAAUCAUCGUGAUCAAUGUAAUCUUUUUCAAAGAAUUAAACCAAAUACAUUGUCUCAAUUAAUUGAUCCUUCUGAGCAUAUACGACAUCGGCAUCAUAAACAAUUACAAAAUCAGCAACGAAGAAAAUCAAAUCAUCGUACAACAAUAUUACAAGAUUUUUCGAAUUUGAAUCAAAAUAAUAUAAUUAAUAAUAGCACUAACAAUAAUCAUAAUAAUAAUAAGAGUAAUAACAAUAAUCAAAUAUCAGAAACCAAAUUAAUUAAUAAUGUAAAUGGUGACAUAAAAAAGAAAAAUUCAAAAAAAGAGAAUUUAUUUCUUCGGCAUAAUCAUCGUCAUCAUAAUAAUAAUAAUCAUCGUAAUCAUCAUCGCCAUCAUCAUUCUAAUAAAAAUUUGCAAAAUUUACAAACACAAUCUGAUGAGCCUUAUGUAAAGGAAAAUAUUCCUCAGCAUCAUCUGCAUCAUCAUCAUCAUCAACAUCAACAUCAUCAUCACCAACACAAUAAUAAUCAUCAACAACAGCAACAAAAAGAACAACAACAUAAUAAAAAUAGAAAAAUCCAAUCAUCAAUCGAAUCAUUUAACAAUGAUGAUGAAUAUAAUAAUGAUAAUAAUGAUAAUAAUAUGUCAUCAUCAUCAUCAUCAUCAAUUAAUACACAUAGAGCAGGUGUUUCAAGUUCCAUUUUAAAUGAAUCAAAAUUGAAUAUUAAUAAGAAUAUUGAUGAUAAAAAUAAUUCUAAUUAUCGCAUCGAAAACAACAAUAAAAAAAAUACCAACAAUAAUAAUAAUAAAAAUAACAGCAACACAAACAACAAUAAUAAAAAUUUUAGUAUUGGAGGCAAAAAAUCAAUUAACAAUAGUAAUAGUAAUUAUGAUAGUAAUAAUAAUAGCAAUAGUAAUAGAAAUAAUAAUAAUCAUAGCACUAAAAUGAAUAAUAAUAGUCGUAAUAAUAAUAGUCCUAGCAGUAAUUCAAAUAGCAAUAUAAAUAUUAAUAAUGAUAAUAAAAGAUGCUUUGAAUGUAAUUAUAGUCAUACUACUACUGAUACUAGAAAUAAUUUUAAUAAUAAUAAUAAUAAUAAUGAUAAUAUUAAUAAUAAUGACAAUAUUAAUAAAAAAAUUGUCAGCCAAAAAAAUGAUGGUAAGCGAAGUAUUAUAAGUAAUAAUAAUGAUAAUAAUAAUAAUAAUAAUAAUGAUAGUAACAUUAAUUCUAAUUAUUUAUUUAAAAAAUUGUUAUUUACACCUAUACAUAAAAAUAAUCAUAAUAAUAAUAGUAAUAAUAACAAUUAUUCUAACAAUAAUAAUAAUAAUAAUAAUGACAAUAAAAAUAAUAAUGAAAAUUUUUUGACAUAUGAUGCAAAUAUACAAAAUACACAAAAUCAAAAAAAAAUAAUUAAUAAUAAAGAAAUUAUUGAAGAUGAUAUUAAAUUAACAAGUAAUGUAAAAAAAAAUUCAAAUUCUCGUAAAAUGAUUGUAUAUAAUAGACGUUAUAAAAAUACUGACACAACAAAAAUAGAUUUUGAUAAAUUAAAUAAAAGAAGGUUUAUUCAAACCAAAAUUAACAGAUAUAAAGUCGUGUUUUAA